Molecule: messenger RNA, 1712 nt
Organism: Calypte anna (Anna's hummingbird)
Lineage: Eukaryota; Metazoa; Chordata; Aves; Apodiformes; Trochilidae
Gene: GLRX5
Product: glutaredoxin 5
Exons: 2
Coding region: 16-495 (159 amino acids)
Source: RefSeq, a predicted model, not a curated record
GGCGGUGGGAGCAGCAUGAGCUGGGUGCUGCGCGCAGCCUGCGGGUUGGGCGCUGCCGCCGCGCGGUGCCGUGGCGGGCGGGCGCUGAGCCAGGCGGCCGGGGAGGGCGGCGGGGCCGAGGGGAGCGGCGGCGGCUCGGGGUCGCGAGAGGCGGUGGAGCGGCUGGUGCGGGAGCAUCCGGUGGUGGUGUUCAUGAAGGGCAGCCCGGCGCAGCCCCUCUGCGGCUUCAGCAACGCUGUCGUGCAGAUCCUGCGCCUGCACGGCGUGGAGGACUACCGGGCUCAUGACGUCCUGCAGGACCCCGACCUCCGCCAAGGAAUAAAAAACUACUCUAACUGGCCUACAAUCCCCCAAGUAUUCCUCAAUGGUGAAUUCGUUGGUGGUUGUGAUAUACUCCUCCAGAUGCAUCAGAAUGGAGAUCUUGUAGAAGAGCUGAAGAAAUUAGGUAUCCGUUCAGCACUUCUGGAUGCAGAAAAAGACCAAGACAAAAAAUAAAAUGAGCAAAAGAGAUACUGUGACAGGAAAAAAAGUAAGUCUUUGAGAAGAGCUCAUAACCAGUGAAGCCUUAUGUACUUUUAGCUCAAAGAAGGCAUCUUUUUGAACUGACACUGUUUUAUCUGUGAAUGUGUUAGCUCAUGGUAAAUGUAAUGAUCUUGAUAUUUUGAUUUCCAGGUAUUGUGAAAAUUUGAGUAUAACCACUGUACUGUAAAGCAUACAUUUGUUGAAUUUUUUUUUACAAAUUCCCUUCUAAAAGCAUUCACUUCUUGAUUGAGGCGGAAAUAAACCAAAAGGACAAAUAAUACAUUAUAACACGUUUAUGGAUUUUGAGUGUGUAUUUCUUUGUUCUUUGAUACACAAAGUUAUGCAAACAAUGUUUGCAUCCCCUUGCUUCUCUUGAGAAAGUAUUCAGUGCUUCAUCUUUGCUGCCUAAGACUGGUGAGACUUCAUAAGACUUCCUGAGAGCCUGUGAAACUUGUGUAAUCACAUAUGAUAUAGGAGAAAUGUAGUGUUCAACCAUAUAGAAGAAAAAAGAUUAUAUGGAAGUGAAUGAAAUAUACUUUUGUUCCAAAGGGCAAAAAUAAACAGACUUGUACAAGUAUAUGUAUAAGGGUCAUUAUUUUGUAACAUGGAUGGCUUUUAAAAGAUUGCUAAGAAUUGUGCCUAAAGAUUUUAUAAAAUGUUUUCUACCUCUUGCAAAGCAGCUUUUCCCCCUGCUUAAAUACUUUGCAUAUUUCAGUUCUUUGUCACUGCUAAAAAGUGGGAAUUAUUUAAAGCUUCAUUAUUCUAGCCUGAAAUAGCACAGGAUAAAACUUAAGUUACUACUGUAAUCUUGUAUUAUUUGCUGGUUUCUAAGUUAUUGUAUUUCCACAUAUUUUCUCUGGACUUGUGUCUUCAAGGAAUGUGGUCUUUGAACAUGGGCUUAACAGAUGAAAUGUUUCUUGUAGAUAAGAUGAGUGUUGCAGAGGGGCUACUGAAUAGAAAAAUAUUUCUUUGUGGAAAGUCUCUGAAGUCUUCAGUACCUAUCUAACUACAUUUCCAUAAGCUAAAACAAAUUGUAUUCACUAAGUUGAAGUUAAAAGCUACCCACCAUAAUGCUAAGCUUAAAAGCUAACCAGAUAUUUCUAAAUGCAGUUUACUUUUGUUAAUAUAAAUAAUUUUGCAUGUGAAUUGGAAAUGAUUGGAAAUAAACAGUGUUUUAUGUUGAUUGUCUA